AUGUUUCUUGCCUUAGCUGCUACCCUCAAUUGGCACCUUUAUCAAUUAGAUGUGCACAAUGCCUUCCUUCAUGGAAAAUUGGAUGAGGAAAUAUAUAUGGAAUUGCCUCCUGGUUAUCACAGUAAGGGGGAGUCCACCACCAAGGGAAAGCUAGUUUGCAAACUCCACAAAUCACUCUAUGGACUCAAGCAAGCUUCUAGGCAAUGGCACUCCAGAUUUUCUGAAUCCCUUACCUCCGUUGGGUUCCAACCCUCAAAAUCAGAUUACUCUCUCUUCACUAGAAACAAUGAGGAUGGUUUCAUAGCCUUGCUUGUCUAUGUUGAUGACAUAGUCAUAGGCAGCUCCAACAUCAAAGAAAUUGAUAAAGUAAAGGCCCACCUACACUCUCAAUUCAGAAUUAAAGACCUUGGCAUCCUCAAAUUUUUCUUGGGAUUAGAAAUUGCAAGGUCAGCUGCUGGGAUCCACUUGUGCCAAAGAAAAUAUUGCCUAGAGAUCUUAGAGGAUGCAGGGCUUCUUGGGUGCAAAACAACAAGCACACCCAUUGAAACAAAUCACAAACUUUCACACUCAGCUUUAGAUUCACUGAAUGAUCCCUCAAGCUACAGAAGGCUUGUGGGAAGGCUGAUUUACCUCACCAUAACCAGACCUGAUAUCACUUAUGCAGUAGGCAUACUCAGCCAAUUUAUGGACAGACCAAGUGAGGUGCACAUGCAAGCUGCCCAUCGAAUUUUGAGAUAUGUGAAAGGGUCAAUAGGGCAAGGUAUACUCUUCUCCUCUCAAUGUGAUCUACACCUCAAGGCCUUUUGUGACUCAGAUUGGACAGCCUGCCUAGAAACAAGGAAAUCCAUGGCAGGUUUCUGUGUUUUCAUUGGUAAUUCUUUGGUUAGCUGGAAGUCAAAGAAACAAGCAACUGUCUCACGUUCUUCUGCAGAAGCAAAAUAUCGAGCACUAGCUCACAGCUUGUAUGGUUAA
Messenger RNA from Juglans microcarpa x Juglans regia, 972 nucleotides. RefSeq lists its product as uncharacterized. The record is from RefSeq and is a predicted model, not a curated record. The transcript has a single exon. The coding region runs from base 1 to 972 and encodes 323 amino acids. NCBI's taxonomy places the organism in Eukaryota, Viridiplantae, Streptophyta, Magnoliopsida, Fagales, Juglandaceae.